Messenger RNA from Magallana angulata, 692 nucleotides. RefSeq lists its product as uncharacterized. Lineage: Eukaryota; Metazoa; Mollusca; Bivalvia; Ostreida; Ostreidae. Bases 72 to 512 code for a protein of 146 amino acids. The record is from RefSeq and is a predicted model, not a curated record. The transcript is spliced from 3 exons.
GCUGUUAUGUGCGCAGUGAACUGUGUUCAGUUUUCAAAGCAACUGUCAUACACAAUUGUUGGUAUUUAGAAAUGGGUUUUAUAAUGAAGAAACUACUGGAUUUGCGAACGACAUUCAUCUUUACUCUAGCAUGUCUACUUACUAUGACUACUGCAGACCACGCGAACUGUCAAAGACUUCAGGCUAGUUCUUUCAGGAAGGCGUAUUGUUACCAGGAAAGCGUCUACCUGGCCUGUUCAGAGCUCUGUACAGGUUCCCUACUGUUGCCGGGGAAGUAUGUCGAUGCUGACUGUCCAUGGGGAAACAACGCCAACGUACUCGGCAACGCACUGGACAGUUUUUGUCUCCAGAGCAUCACUCCCCCAAAAUGUAGCGAAAUCUGCACGGACCCUCAAACCACGGCUUCCAGAGCGCUUGGUUGGAAAUGCUGCAAAGCCUGCGUUGACGUCUGCAAUGACGCCCCGUCACGUGAUUCGAAUUUUGAGGAUAGAUAUCCGGCUGUAUAUCCUUAAUUUUCUACCUCGUCAUUGAAAAAUAUUAAUAAAUUCGUUGUAUUAUAUUGACUUACAAAAAUCUUUGCUCGAACUUUAUUCUUAAUAGAAAUUGUUGCAUACAUAAAUAAUAGCUAUUAUGUAUAAACUCUUUUGUACAGAACUAUAUACUUAUCUAAAUAAACUAGUAAUACAAAGGAA